AUGAAACGUCCAAUACCCUGCUGCGCUACACUUGUCCUCCUCCUCUCUGUGUGCUGGGGUCAAAGGUCAAACCCGGACAAUGACAGGCCGUCCUGCAGUCGCUGCGACCUGCGCCUCGCCUGCAACUGCUCCCACGGUGGAUUCGCUCGUGUUCCUGUGGUAACGGACAGAGCUGUGAGUCUCGAUCUGUCCUUCAACGACAUCACAGUGGUGACUGAUGGGGACCUGACGGGCCACUCACGGCUUAAGGUUCUGGAUCUCAGUGAUAACAGAUUAGCUACAAUCCAUUCAUCGGCCUUUGACUCGCUGUGGAGCCUGGAGGAGCUGGAUCUCUCUGACAACCAGCUGACGGCGCUCAACCACACCUGGUUCAAGAAGCUGGGGGCUCUGCAGAUGGUCAACCUGCUCAACAACCCAUACAGCCACCUGGGUGCUCCUCCGUUAUUCCAAGGACUCAACGGGCUGAAGAGGCUGMUGUUUGGUGGUCCGUCUCUGAAGGAGCUGAGGAGAGCCGAUCUGAGCGGAGUCACUAAGCUGGAGGAGCUCACAGUGCACGCCAACAACCUGGAGAGGUAUGACUCCGGAACUUUAGGAGACAUUUGGCCACUGGGUUGUGUCACUUUAAGCCUCCACGGUCCGUUUUUAGCAAACCAGGCCUUGGCGUCAGYGGUGCUCAGUGACGUGUCGUACCCCGAGACUCCGAUGACCCUGAAGGACCUCCAYCUGAUCGGGAACGAGACCGUUCAACCCUUCAGAGCCGCCGCCAACAAGAGAAUAAGGUCGCUUUCCUUCCAGAACUUUUACAUUUCUGACGAGUCUGUUAUAGACUUCCUGGUGGCAACGAACGGUGUGCCGCUGUCCAGAAUUCACGCAGAAGAUAUCACACUGACCGGUGAAGGCAGGUGGGAAAAAGCAAGAUGGACUGAUCACAAAAGCAUCGACGAGUUUUUUCUACGAAACGUGGUGCUGCUGGAUGUCUUCAAGUUCACCUCGUUUCUACCGCUGAGUUUUCUGCUGCAUUACCCAAGGAAGYUGUCAAUCAUAAAUGCCAUGGUGUACGUGAUGCCCUGCGCAACGUCUCAUCUGCUGGUGAACCUGCAGUACUUGGACUUUUCAGACAAUCUGCUGACCGACCUGACUCUGGCAGAAUCGCUCUGUGAACAAAACCAAACAUUAAAGGAUCUCAGAGUUUUGAACAUCAGUGGAAACCAUCUGAAGUCUUUGUCCAUGAUGAGCCAACUGGUGUCAACACUCACCAAACUCACCCACCUGGACAUCAGCAGGACCAGCUACAGCUCUAUGCCAUCCAGUUGCCCCUGGCCGACGACCCUCAGACAUCUCAACAUCUCCAGGGCCAAGCUUACCGCCAUCACUUCCUGUCUACAAACGUCCCUCGAGGUUUUGGAUCUGAGCUUUAAUGACCUUAAAGGUUUCAACAUUUUCCURCCAGUCUUAAAAGAGCUCCACCUUUCUGGGAACAAGUUCCUGAGGUUACCAGCCGGGCAGCUUUUACCCAGUCUUCAAAUCCUGACAAUACAGUCAAACACCCUGAACUGGUUCGGUCAUUCAGACCUCCAGUCCUUCAAACGACUUGAGAACCUCCAGGCGGGCGAGAACAAGUUCAUCUGCUCUUGUGAUUUUGUCAGCUUCCUCCAGUCCCAGUUUGAAGGCGGCGGAGACGUGAAGUUAACGGACAGAGAGGACAGCUAUGUCUGCGACUCUCCCCUCUACCUGCAGGGAGACGCAGUGAGACGAGUCCACCUCUCUGCCRUUGUGUGCCACCAGGUUUUGUUCGUCUCUGUGAGCUGUGGGCUUGCUCUGUUAGUGGGGAUACUGGUGUCUGUGGUGCUUUGGCGCCUCCACGCCUUCUGGUACCUGAAGAUGAUCUGGGCAUGGCUCAAGGCCAAGAGAAGUUCCCAGAGACGAAGCAAACGUGCCGAGGAGUCAGAAUCGUUACUCUCCUUCGAUGCCUUUGUUUCCUACAGUGAAAGAGAUGCCAGCUGGGUGGAAAACUUUCUGGUACCUGAGCUGGAAGAGCCAAGGGAKGAUGAUGGGAGUCCUGGAACCACCCGUCCAUUGACCCUGUGCCUCCACAAAMGGGACUUCCUUCCUGGACAGUGGAUCAUGGACAACAUCAUGAACGCCAUCGAGCGCAGCCGACGGACCGUCUUCAUCCUCUCUGAGAACUUUGUCCARUCUGACUGGUGCCGCUACGAGCUGGACUUCUCCCACUUCUGGCUCUUUGACGCCGGCGGGGACGCGGCCAUCUUGAUCCUGCUGGAGCCUCUGUCCAUGGACGCUGUCCCCCGACGCUUCUGCAAGUUGAGAAAACUCAUGAGCUCCACCACCUACCUGGAGUGGCCUCAGGAGGAGGAGAGGAGGCCGGAGUUCUGGAGGAGCCUGCGUGUUGCUCUGAGAGGAGACAACUGAAAAUGAGCCAAAUAAAUGAGCCAUGAAAAGAAUAAAGAGAAAGAUGWGGGACAGAGACUAAAGUAAUAUGGAACCAUAUCUUGUAAGGUAACUCGUUUCUCUAAAAAUGGCAGUAAAUUAAUUUUUAUAAAGCAUUGCAGUACAAGGUCAUAAUCUUUUUUUGUAAUGUGGUAAAAUGGCCACUUAGUGGAGCUGUUUGUCAGAAUCUGAUCUCAGAGGAAGAAGAGGAAUGACUGAAGGCUUUUCUGAGACCAGGGUGGUCACCAGUGCUUUAAAUCUGUUUUACUUGUUUCAACCUAAAAUCAUUUAUUGUGCAGUUAUUCUUUUGUUUCCCUGUCUAUAGUUUCUACAACUAAAUACCACUCAUAUAUCAAAACUUUUGGCUUGAUCAGGAGCAGUGUGCUAUAACGUUUGGUUUUUGCAACAUUUAAAAAUUUCACAUUUAAAUAAACUGAGAUCUCUCAGGUUCUUUCAAAAGCUUUUGACAUUUGCUUCAG
This is a messenger RNA of Austrofundulus limnaeus, 2927 nucleotides long. RefSeq names its product toll-like receptor 2 (gene tlr2). The transcript has 11 exons. Gene Ontology annotation, cellular component: plasma membrane; signaling receptor complex. Gene Ontology annotation, biological process: toll-like receptor signaling pathway; inflammatory response; immune response. Lineage: Eukaryota; Metazoa; Chordata; Actinopteri; Cyprinodontiformes; Rivulidae. The coding region runs from base 1 to 2430 and encodes 809 amino acids. The record is from RefSeq and is a predicted model, not a curated record. Gene Ontology annotation, molecular function: triacyl lipopeptide binding; protein binding; transmembrane signaling receptor activity.